This is a messenger RNA of Rotaria sp. Silwood1, 4020 nucleotides long. The record is from the annotation of a GenBank genome assembly. NCBI's taxonomy places the organism in Eukaryota, Metazoa, Rotifera, Eurotatoria, Philodinida, Philodinidae.
AUGAGCAAUCCAUUACAUCGAUUUGUGCCUGUACCAACUAAUGAAUAUUAUUUAUCUGCACCAACAGUCGUGCAUCGACCAUCAAGUCGAAUAUCAAUUCGAACAAAUAGUUAUGAUGAAGAUAGUGAUUUUAAUUCAUCAUCAAGUCAUUAUAAAUUAUUGAAACAUUUUUACCAUCCAUUUCAAUCACAUAUUUAUAAUUUUCUUGAGCGACCAUGUGGUAUAUAUUGUUUUUUAUAUCAUUUUACUGUAUUUAGUGUUGUUAUUGGUUGUCUUGUUUACAGUUCAAUAUUAACAGUUUAUGUUCAACAAUCCUCUGCGAUAUUAUUUUGGAUGGAAUUUAUACUUUUUAUUUUAUUUCUUAUUGAAUAUAUUGUUCGUGUAUGGUCAUCUGGUUGUCGAAGUAAAUAUCGUGGUCAUCAUGGUCGUUUAUUAUUUAUGCGUAAAUCAAUGUGUAUUAUUGAUUUAUGUGUUAUUAUUAGUUAUGCUAUAUUAUUAUGUAUGGGUUUAAAUAAUACACAAUUUAAUGUACAACUUAUAAGAUAUGUUAGAAUAUUACAAAUACUUCGAUUUCUUCAUGUUGAUCGACGUCUUACAUCAUGGCGUUUACUUGGUUCUGUUGUAUAUGAUCAUCGUUAUGAAUUAGUUGCUACACUUUAUUUUUGUUUUAUUUUUUUAAUUGUUGUCGCUUAUUUAAUAUGGUUAGUUGAAAACGAUGCAAGUAAACCACCUAAUGAAGAUAUGUUUCAUAGUUUUGCUGAUACACUUUGGUGGGCUAUUGUGACAAUGACAACAAUUGGAUAUGGUGAUAAAUAUCCUGGUACAUAUAUUGGCAAAAUGAUAACAUCUUGUUUAUGUUUUUGUGGUGUAGCCUUUUGGACAUUACCAUCUGGUAUUAUUGGUUCAGGUUUUGCUUUAAAAGUCGAACAAAAAAAACGUGAAAAACAAUUUAAUCGUUUAAUUCCUGCUGCUGCUAAUCUAAUUCAAAAUUGGUGGCGUUUAGUUGCUGCUCGUCAUCCAAAUACAAAAGCAACAUGGAGUAUUUAUCGUAUUGAAAUAAAACGGACGAAUAAAUUCGGUCGUCAUACUGCUUCUGCAUUUACGAUGACUAUGUCGAAUAGUGAAAAUAGUACACCACGUAUGCGUACUGGACCAAACGUAUUGCGUACUUCAUCUAGUGGUAUAUCAUUAGAUAAAAUUUCAUGGCGUAAAGUUAAUGGAAUUGAAGAUCUUGAUAGUAAUCAACUAGUUGCUAUACGAAUGAUACGUAUUAUUAAAUAUCAUGUAGCUAGAAGGAAAUUUCGUGAAGCUCAUAAACCAUAUGAUUUCAAGGAUAUUAUGGAUGAAAAUGCACAAGGAAAUGUUAAAGUGAUGUAUGCACUUGCUGAUAUACAACGACGUUUAGAUCAAACAUUAGGUGUACCAAAAUCAUAUCCAAGUAUUGUGUCUGAUAAAGAUCGUGAACAAUUUACAUUAAAUACAAAAGUACAACGAUUAGAAAUAAAAAUAGGUGAACUUGAAAAAAAAACUAAUCGUGUUAUUUCAUUACUUGAAGAAUUAUGUCAACGUUCAAAUAGUGAAGAAACAAAUGUAACAAUGAAUCGUAUACCAGCAGUAGCCGAGGAAUUAACAUCAGGAAAUUGGAAAAUUCCUUUAUCGAAUUCAAUUCAUUAUGCACUUCGAUAUGAUGAUACUCAUAAAUUUGUUACUGAACAAAAUCGUUUUCAAAUUCCUACUGGUCAAGUUUUUUAUCUUUCACUUUCACAUGAAGAUGAAGUUCAAGAUAUAUUAAAAUAUCUUGGAUCAAAUGAUUAUCAACGAUAUGAUUCAACUGUACUUGAACGAUUAAAAUUAGCUGGUGAAGAUGAAACAUUUGCACUUGAAUUUGUUAAACAAAAUGGUCUUCAAUAUUUAUUAAAAUUAUUUACUAAUGAUGGAAAAUUAAACAAUUAUGAAACUUUCACACCAAAUCUACUUCGUUCACUUCAUAAUAUAAUGAUAAAUCAACAAGCUAUUCGUUGGGAUAAUCUUGAAUCUAUUGAUACAAUUAUUGAUCAAUUAAUAUUCGGUAUUAAUACAUCAAAAAUUCCAUGUUUACAUUCAUCAUCAGCAAUGAUGAUUCUUCAUUCAAUUAUUAAUAUUGAAUCAAAAUAUUCAUCAAAAAUUAUUCAAACACUUGAAAUAUCACAUUUACUUGAUUAUUGUAACAAACAACAUGAUAUUGAAACACAAUAUUAUGCGUUGGCAUUAAUCAAUGUGAUUAUGAGUAAAAGUGAUCAAAUAGUUCGUUCAUCAUUAGUGAGAGCUAUGUCGAAUAUAACUGUUUCAACACGUCUUCGUGAACUUGUGCAACUAAUAAUUACUGGUGAUGAACAUUCGAAUAAUGAUUCUUUUACAUCUAUGGAUACUUCAAUGCAAUCAACACGACAUCUUACUCGUUCUUCACUUAUUCAACAAUUAUGUCUAUUACAAAGAUUUUAUUUAAAUGAAUUAUAUACAAAUUCAAUGAAUACAUCACCAGAUCGAUUUGAUACGAAAUAUCGUGAUAUGAUUAUGGAACUACGACGAAGUGCAUUUGAUACUGAUUUAUUAUUAUCUGAUCAAAGUUGUCAAGAUUUAAAUACUCGAGUAUCAUCAGGAAAUAUAAAUGAAACAAUAUCAAUAUCAACCAUGAAUCCUCGUCGAGUUGAAGCAUUACAACGUGAUUAUGAACGACUUGGAUUUCAAGAUCUUCGAGAACCUAUAAAAGAUUUUCAAAUAAUUCCACCAGGUAUUUUAUCAUUACAAAAUUUAUUUUAUUUUUGUAUUCAUCAAAAAAAUGAUUUUAUUCGCUUUGUUCUUGAAAAUUCAUGUAAAACACUUCAACAACAAUGUCCAUUAGUUAAAUCAGCUAUUGAAAUUACACGAAUACUUUGUAAACUUUUUUACAUUGGUGUUGAACCAAAUCGACAUCAAAUACAUAAGGAUUAUUUCUUACUCUUCUAUACAGUAUCAUCAUUUUUUGAACAAGCAUUUGUCCGUUGUUUACUUUUAUUUAAUAAAACAUGGAAAGAAAUGCGUGCUUGUGAUAUUGAUUUUCAAGUGGUUAGUUCAGUUGUACAUCAACAAAUUUCGCAAUCACUAGAUGAUAUUUCUUUAAUGAAUUCAUCAGCUACAAUAACAAAUAAAACUAUCAUAUCAUCAUAUUCACCUUUAAAAACUCAAACAUUAUUAUUACCAGCGAUUAAAUCAACAAUAAAUACAUCAUUAACAUCAAUAAUUUUACAACGAUUUACAUUUGAUUAUUUUUCUGAAAGAUUAAAUACAAAUAAUUAUAAAGAUAUAUGUAGACGACGUGAUGAACAAGAAUUAAAAAGAGAAGAAACAACUAUGAAAUUACCUAUUGUUGAAACAUUGAAAGAACGUUUAAGAUCACAUGUUCAAUCAUUAACACGUCAAGCUCGUCUUAAAACAAUGAAAAAAGGUCAAAUAUUUAUGACUUAUGAGAGUCGUUCUGGUGCAAAAAAAACAAAAAAUCGUUUAAUGUAUUGGCAAUUACUUGAUAAUGAAAAACAUGUACAAUGUAGUGAAUCACCAACAACAGUCAUCAAAGAAAAUAAUACAAGAGAUAGUUCAACAACAAGUCUUACUAGAACAAUGAUUCCACUUGAAAAUAUCAAAGAUGUACAAUGUAAUAUUGAUCAAUUACGUUCCGGUAAUUUGAAUACACAAGAACGAAUUCCAAAAAUUCCUCGUCAUAGUAAUGCACAUAUGAGUGUAACAAUCAUUCUUCAUAAUGAUACAACAUAUACAUUAUUAGGUGAGAAUGAUUAUGAUAUGUCAUGUUGGAGUGAUGGAUUUAAUAUACUUUUACAUAAAGAAAUGGAUAGUUUUUAUGCUCGAGAAGAAAUGGAAUUAUUAUUAAAUUUACUUUGUCAACUUCAAAUAUUGGAAUUAGAUAGUCCAUCAAUUACUUUACCACAACAUCAAUUACCUGUUCCUAUUCGUUUGCCACCGAUUCGUCCUUUAUCAUCAACAUAA